This is a messenger RNA of Amaranthus tricolor (Joseph's coat), 1232 nucleotides long. Its product is annotated as methylesterase 17-like. The record is from RefSeq and is a predicted model, not a curated record. Bases 152 to 793 code for a protein of 213 amino acids. NCBI's taxonomy places the organism in Eukaryota, Viridiplantae, Streptophyta, Magnoliopsida, Caryophyllales, Amaranthaceae. Gene Ontology annotation, biological process: jasmonic acid metabolic process; salicylic acid metabolic process. The transcript is spliced from 4 exons. Gene Ontology annotation, molecular function: methyl salicylate esterase activity; methyl jasmonate esterase activity; methyl indole-3-acetate esterase activity.
AACUUUUUUUGUUAGUUUAAAUGUGUGGAUAGCGUUUGCUAAUAUAUUCUCAAGUAUAGACAAACACCUAUAUCAUCUAUCCUUUACUUUACCCUACAAAAAAGCUCACUUAAUUAGUGUCUCCCUAAUUUUUAUUUUAUUUUUUGUAAGAAUGGCUAUCCAUAAUUUCUUCCCUUCAAACACUUUCAAGUUUCUCCUUAUAGUAAUAUUCAUUAAUAUUUUAAGCACAGACCUUGCUAUAACAGAAGAUUAUUUAGAAGAACCAAAAGUGAGGAAAGUAGCGACACCAUCACACUUUGUUCUGGUACAUGGUGCCUGUUUUGGAGGAUGGAGUUGGUACAAAAUUAGAAGUUUACUCGAAAGCGUUGGACAUAAGGUAAGCUCCCCUGACCUUAUAAGCGCCGGGAUUCAACCUUCUGACCCUAAUUCUCUCCAUCAUUUUCAAGAGUAUAACAAACCCAUCCACGAUAUUCUUGCCAACUUGCCCCAAGGUGAAAAGGUAAUUAUAGUGGGGCAUAGUGCUGGAGGAAUCAGUGUCACAGAUGCUAUUCGAAAUUAUCCGGAAAAAGUAGAAGUUGGAGUGUAUACUGUGGGUCAAAUGCAACGCAUAGGAUCUUCUUCCACACCAAAUACAACCAAAAUUAUAUGCAAGGAGAUUCAAAUAAACUUGAGGAUGUUUAUGACUUCUUCUAUGGAGAUGGACCUGAAAAUCCUCCAACAAGUGGCAUUUUCAAGAAGGAAGCUCGACGUGAGAAAAUAUAUCAAUUGGCCCCUUUUGAGGAUGCGACAUUAGCGGGAAUGCUAUUAAAACCAUGCCCAAUUAGAGCUAUGAAUAACAAAAGCCAAGAAAGUAAGUACGUUGAUGAUGUGCCACGUGUUUACAUCAGGACAUUGCAUGAUAAAUUUUUUCCAGUUGAAGAACAAGAUGGUCUGGUCAAGAGUUGGCCACCAGCUGAAGUGUAUACUGUUCCUAGUGACCAUUGCCCAAUGUUAUCCACUCCUUUUGAACUUUUCCAAGUGCUUCAUAAAAUUGCUGCUACCUACAGUACCAAUUUUCUUUUUACUAAAUAAUUAAUCACCAAGGAAAAUAUCAAAAUCACUAACCCUUUAUUUGAAUCGAAAAUUGAAAAGGUUAUGGUAUUAUUUGUAAUUUAUAUCGACUUAAAUCACAAUGUCAAUCCAAUUUUAAUGUAAUUUUUUUGAAUUUACAAGCAUUUUUUUCUCCCUAUUAA